UUGACCGGCGGUUCCAGCCGGACCUCUUUCCAGAACGGACCACAACUAUGACCGCCGCCGUUACGUGACCAAUGAGUGGGUUUUCGUUCUUUCGCUUAGCGUAAUACAACAUUAGAUAGGUGACCAGGAGUUAUUUCUAAAAUAUGGGUGUUAUAAGGCACGUCGUGUGCGCCAUGUCAGGCGGCGUUGACAGCUCCGUUGCGGCCUUGAUACUGAAGAGAAGAGGCUAUAAUGUGACUGGGGUGUUCAUGAAAAACUGGGACUCCCUGGAUGAGAGCGGAGUGUGCACUACAGAGAAGGACUGUGAGGACGCCUACAAAGUGUGCCAAAGCCUUGACAUCCCCUUCCAUCAAGUGUCAUAUGUUAAAGAGUACUGGCAUGAAGUUUUCAGUAAUCUGUUGAAAGAAUAUGAGAAAGGCAGGACUCCAAACCCAGACAUUAUCUGCAACAAGCAUAUCAAAUUCAAUCAUUUCUACAAAUAUGCAAUCACAACUCUAGGUGGUGAUGCCAUGGCGACAGGGCACUACGCGAGGACCUCCCAGGAGGACGAAGAGGUUUUCCAGCAGACCCGCAAAACCUUGCCCCUCGUUUUGUUCAGAAACCGCUUCGAGUUCAGAAACCCGGUGAGAAUGUACAAAGGGGCCGACCUGUUCAAAGACCAAACCUUCUUCCUGAGUCAGAUCUCCCAGGAUGCCUUGCGGCAAACCUUGUUCCCGCUCGCCGGGCUCACGAAGGAGUUUGUGAAAAAGAUGGCGGCUGAAGCCGGCUUUCACCAUGUGCUACAGAAGAAAGAGAGCAUGGGCAUCUGCUUCAUUGGGGAGAGGAACUUUGAAAACUUCAUUUUGGAGUACCUCGAACCUAAACCUGGCAACUUUGUGUCCAUAGAGGACGGCAGUGUUAUGGGAACACACAAAGGGUGGUUCACUCUGACGCUGGGCCAGAGGGCGCGAAUAGGAGGCCUGAAGGAUGCCUGUUUUGUGGUCGACAAAGACAUUGUUACCGGCGACGUGUUCGUGGCCCCGUCUACCAACCACCCGUCUCUCUUCCGUGACACCGUGAAAACGGACCGCUUCCACUGGUUAACGAUGGACCCACCUCCCGAACUGGCCCGUAACAAGACGAUGGAGUGCAGCUUCCGAUUCAUCCACCAGAUGCCGCUAAUUCCUUGCACUGUGACUCUAAACAUGGAUGGCUCUGUGUGGAUCUCCCUCUCGCACACGGUCAGAGCUUUAACAACUGGACAGUUUGCCGUGCUCUACAAAGGCGACGAGUGUCUGGGGAGCGGCAAGAUCAUCCAGCUCGGCCCCAGCGAGUUCACCAUCCAGAGGGGACGGGAAUGUUCGGCGGCGGCGACGCAGCUCAGAAAGGAGAAGCAGAACCCAGAACCAGUCAGAUGACACAACCUCAGAAAGUACACCAUCUUUUAAAGUACUUAUUGCACAUUAUUUUUAAUGCACACCGACGGUCAAACACUGUUUUCUACUGUUUUUGUUGUAAAAUAGUUUUAGUUAGGUUGCAAAACUCAAGCUAGAAACCUGUUAAUAACUCUUCUGUUGUAUUAUACAAUAACUCCUCUUCCGCCAAGUCAGCAGUUCAGUUUUUCUCUUUAAAAAGCACUGUAAGAUAUUAGCAUAUGAAUAUGAAAAGGGAAAAAACGCUUUUAUUGACAAAAAGGUAAGUGCCUUUUAGACUGUGACACAAUGCAAGAGCAUACUACUUGAGGCAGGUUAUUAAAGCUGUCAAUGUAUGGCUUUGUUUUUAGCUUAAUUUUAUUAAAGGGUAAUAAUGAGGACAGGAUUGCUCGUGUGGUGUAGUACAACUUUGAUACACAGGUGGCGAUGUUGCACAAGGUAAGCCACACCUUAUUCAAGUUUUUUAUACGCUCAGGAGGGCUUUUUUGUGAUAUAUUUAAUUACAUUUAAAGCCUAACUAUGUAUUUAAAUGUGGAAUAUUUCCUCUAAACCUUUAUAUUGAAAAUUACACUAAAAUGCCAGUGAAUACAUUGAAAAUGUAUUGGGUUUUUUUCUUCUCAUUUUUACUAGCAAAUAUUUUAAUACAAAUACAUCCAUCCAUCCAUUCAUUUUUCUACCGCUUGUCCCUUUUGGGGUUGCGGGGGUUGCUGGAGCUUAUCCCAGCUGCACAUGGGCGGAAAGCGGUGUACACCCUGGACAAGUCACCACCUCAUCGCAGGGUCAACACGGAUAGAUACAUGACUCAAUAAAUUACUUUACGAUUAGGGUGUUUUUUGUAUUGAGAUAUAAAAGCAAAUUAAUUUUCAUGUAGAUAAAUGUUGAUUACUUUUCGCCAAAUUAGUCAAUAGUUUGCACGAGUGUUGUUUAUUCAUGCGCUUCAAUAUCUUGCUACUGUUUUCUGUUUAAAAAAAGGGAAGGAAAGUCUUCAAAAUGCCAUCUUUUUUAGUUUAAGUGCUUCUUAAUAAACUAACGUGUUUUCUUUAUAAGUACAGUAUAGUGAAAUUGUCAUAUUAGUACAGUACAGGCUGUCCUACACUCUGCAGUAUGCGUGUAGUGCAGCUGUUGUCCACAGGGGGAAAUGUUGCACAAGCCUAACCUUAAAGUGGCAGGUUUUUUUGUCCUAAAUUAAUUCAAUAUAAAGCCAAAUAAUUUAUUAAAAUGUCAAAUAUUUACUAAAACUUUAUAUUUAUUUAAUUAAACUAAAAUGCCAGUAAAUAAAUUCAAAAUGUAUUUGUUUUUUCUUCUUAUUUUAACAAGCAAUUGUACCAAUAAAGCUACAUGACGGUGUAAAUUACUUUAAGAUUGGGGUCUUUUUGUAUUGAGAUAUGAAAGCAAAUUAGUUUUCAUGGAGAUUACUUUUUAACAAACUAAUCAAUAGUUUGCAGGGUUUUUAAUACUGCACUUUAAUAUUUUGCUAAUCUUUCCUUUUUUAAAUAUGAGGGAAAGUAGUUAAGUGCUUUUUUUAAGUCAUCCUUGAUAAACUAACGUGUUUUCUUAAGUAUAGUGAAGUAACUUGUCUUGAUAGUACAGUACAAACAUGCUUGUAGUGUAGCUUUUUUCCACAGGGGGCAAUGUUGCACAAGGUAAACCCGGCUCUGGUUUAAAGUUUUCUGUUGCAGUGUAGUUAUCCAUCCAUCCAUUUUCUACCGCUUGUCCCUUUUGGGGCCGCGGGGGGUGCUGGAGCCUAUCUCAGCUGCAUUUGGGCGGAAGGCGGUGUACACCCUGGACAAGUCGCCACCUCAUCGCAGGGCCAACACAGAUAGAUAGACAGACAACAUUCACACUCACAUUUACACACUAGGGCCUUUUUAGUGUUGCCAAUCAACCUAUCCCCAGGUGCAUGUUUUUGGCUGUGGGAGGAAGCCGGAGUACCUGGAGGGAACCCACACAGUCACAGGGAGAACAUGCAAACUCCACACAGAAAGAUCCCGAGCCCGGGAUUGAACUCAGGACUUCUCAGGACCUUCGUAUUGUGAGGCACAUGCACUAACCCCUGUUCCACCGUGCUGCCCAGUGUAGUUAUUUUAGGCCCAAAUUAAUGACAGUAAAUAUAAAGCCAAAUAAUUUAUUAAAAUGUGAAAUAAUUAUUUAAAACUUUAUAUGGAUUAAACUGUACAAUACAUAAAUAGAAGUGUAUUAUUUGUUUUUCUUCACAUUUUUUCUGGCAAAUGUUUCAAUAAAAAUACACGAAGGUGUCAAUUACUUUAGAAUUAGCGUGUUUUGUGCUGAGAUAUGAAAGGAAUUUAGUUUUCCUGGACAUUACUUAUGAUUAUUUUUCACUGAAUUAAUCAAUAGUUUGCAAGGUUUUUUAUUCCUGCAGUUCAAUAUCUAUAUAAAAAAAAGGGGGGGCCAGUCGUAAACGUGUUAUGUCUUUAAGUGCUCCUUGAUAAACUAACGUGUUUUCUUAAGUA
This is a messenger RNA of Entelurus aequoreus (snake pipefish), 3883 nucleotides long. It is a transcript of the gene trmu, whose product is annotated as tRNA 5-methylaminomethyl-2-thiouridylate methyltransferase. The record is from RefSeq and is a predicted model, not a curated record. The coding region runs from base 144 to 1397 and encodes 417 amino acids. Lineage: Eukaryota; Metazoa; Chordata; Actinopteri; Syngnathiformes; Syngnathidae. Gene Ontology annotation, molecular function: sulfurtransferase activity. The transcript is spliced from 11 exons. Gene Ontology annotation, cellular component: mitochondrion. Gene Ontology annotation, biological process: tRNA wobble position uridine thiolation.